Messenger RNA from Miscanthus lutarioriparius, 816 nucleotides. NCBI's taxonomy places the organism in Eukaryota, Viridiplantae, Streptophyta, Magnoliopsida, Poales, Poaceae. The record is from the annotation of a GenBank genome assembly.
AUGGCUGCCGUGGGCCAGGCGCCAGGCGGCCGCGUACCUGGCCGCGGCAGGCGGGGGCGACGACGGGUGUCCGCGGUCCGCGUCGUCGUCUGCUUCCUCGCCAUGGCGCUCACCACAGCGGCGUGGGCGGUGCUCAUGCUGCUGCUCCUGCCGUGGCCCUCCCAGCGCAUCCGACAGAGCAACGUCUACGGCCACGUCACCGGACGCAUGCUGCUGUGGAUCCUGGGGAACCCAAUCAAAGUGGAAGGCGCCGAGCACCUCAACACGAGGGGAUCUUCAUCUGCAACCACGCGUCGCCGCUGGACAUCUUUCCUCGUCAUGUGGCUCGCACCCACUGGUACCGUCGGAAUCGCCAAAAAGGAGAUCAUCUGGUACCCGCUGUUCGGGCAGCUCUACGUGCUGGCUAACCACCUGCGCAUCGACCGCUCCAACCCUGCCGCUGCAAUCCACUCCAUGAAACAGGUCGCCCGUGCAGUGGUCAAGAACAACCUGUCCCUCAUCUUGUUCCCGGAGGGCACACGAUCCAAGAACGGCAGGCUGCUGCCCUUCAUGAAGGGGUUCGUGCACGCCGCCCUGCAGACGGGGCUGCCCGUCGUCCCCAUCGUGGUGACCGGCACGCACCUGGCCUGGAGGAACAACAGCCUGCGGGUGCGGCCGGUGCCGCUCACCGUCAAGGUCCUGCCGCCGAUCGGGACCGCCGGCUGGGAAGAGGCGCGGGUCGACGAGCACGUGGAGGCGGUGCGAUCGCUGUACGCCUGCAACCUCCCCGACGCGCAGAAGCCGCUGGAUGCUCUGGCCGCCCGGAAGAGCGACUGA